AUGAAUGAAUGGUACGUUGCGGACUCUGACUCGGAAGACGUGGCUGAAGCUAUGAGACAAGAUGGAACGGAGGAUGGAAUGGACGAGGAGGAGGACGACCCUCUUUGUCCUCCGAUACACUUCACGGCAGCCGAGGAAAGAAAGUACUGCAGGGAAUAUAGGUCAGCGCUGGUGGUGAAGGUCCUGGGGAAGUCUGUCUCAUACACAGGCGUCUCGAACAGGCUGAAUACCAUAUGGGCAAAGGCGGGUGGUAUCCAAGUGGCAUCGACUAAGAAUGGGUAUUACCUUGUACGUUUCACGAGUGAGAUUGACUAUGAACGCACAGUAACGGGAGGACCGUGGAUGAUGGGGGAUAAUUAUAUUACUGUGCACAUGUGGGACAAACAUUUGAACCCCUACAACCACGAAAUUCUGAUAACCUUGGUGUGGGCCCGCCUUCUCGACAUCCCUGCCCACUAUUUCCACCCGGAGGCUGUGAUGAAGAUAGGUCAGCGGAUCGGCAAGCCUAUUCGAGUGUAUCAAGCAACAAGGACAGGGGCUCGUCUAGACUACGCUAGGGUUUGCGUUCAGGUGGAUCUUACUAAACCACUACUAUCUCAGUUCAGAAUACAUGGGAUCAAGUACUUUAUCCAGUACGAAGGGUUGGAAAGGACCUGUCUCAAGUGCGGCACGUACUCGACGGGUGGUCACUGCUCCUGCAAGUCUAGUCCAGUGGAAACGGAGUCGGGCACCAUUGACGUGCAUGCUACUCCCAAGGAAUCGACACACGACCCAGUGCCCCAAACCGCGGAGCCAAAAGCGGUGUAUGGGGACUGGAUGAUCGCAAAAAGGAAACCGCGGAGUCGACAGGAGGCCCCAGGCUCGUCGAUUGGGAUGAACAGUGCACAGGACCAAGGAAACAUCAAGGAAAAGAGUAGGGGGUCCAGGUUUGCUGUGUUGGGUGAUGAGGUUAUUGUCGAGACAGAAGCUGUUAAAACAGCCGAGAGCGGCCUGAAUGAGCAGCACAGCAGCCAGGGAAACAGGCAGGCCUCAUCCAGUGCUCCAGUGUCUCGGAAACGGAAUGAGGCGAACAAAGGAAAGGCAGUGGCAAAUGAUCCCCAAGUGAUCCAAAAGGCCUCGCCUACUGUGGACAGUGAAAGAAGGGUGCUCCCAAUGGACCCUAGUUCACUAGUAUUUAAUGCAGGAACGGGAGUCAACACUUUGCAUGAAGAUCGAGUCGUCAGACCCUCCCCUACACCCAUGGUGUUUCAAGGCCUUUCGGGGGUCUCGACCAUGCCUAGACCCAUACCCACCUCGGCAGCAAAUUCAAACCAGACGGUGACACCCGAACCCCACUCCCGACCGCCUGAUGGUCUCCAGUUUAGCACUGGUCAGAGUCUAGAUGGGUUGGUCAACGAGAAUGCACGGGCAUCAAGCCCGAUGGGAAUGAAAGGGAGACUCAACUGCGAGUCCCCAGUGACCUCAGUGUAA
Molecule: messenger RNA, 1470 nt
Organism: Linum trigynum
Lineage: Eukaryota; Viridiplantae; Streptophyta; Magnoliopsida; Malpighiales; Linaceae
Source: the annotation of a GenBank genome assembly